Messenger RNA from Saccostrea cuccullata (small rock oyster), 2212 nucleotides. RefSeq names its product transmembrane protein 184C-like. Gene Ontology annotation, molecular function: transporter activity. Bases 118 to 1674 code for a protein of 518 amino acids. Gene Ontology annotation, cellular component: membrane. The record is from RefSeq and is a predicted model, not a curated record. Gene Ontology annotation, biological process: transport. The transcript has 9 exons. NCBI's taxonomy places the organism in Eukaryota, Metazoa, Mollusca, Bivalvia, Ostreida, Ostreidae.
AUGUAAACAUGGUAGACGGUAGGAGGAAAACAUUGAUAGCAGAAGUGUUUUGUUUUCUUCCUUUUAGACCUAACUUUGAAAUGAAAUAAACAUUUUGUAGUUGAGAAGUACGGGGACAUGGAUUUUUUUCAUCAAUGGCGACACUGGAUUCGACCGUUUUUUAUCGGCUUAUAUUUUGUCUUGGCAAUAAUAGCGCUUCCGCUGUGUGUUGUGGAACUUAAUAGAGAGGGUGCGCCCAAGCACGUGCAGGCAUGGUUUGCUGGUGGAAUAUUUGUGAUGAUGGCUAUCCCCAUAUCAUUUUGGGGUAUACUUCAACACUUAGUCAACUAUACUCAACCAGUUCUUCAAAGACAUAUCAUUAGAAUAUUAUGGAUGGUCCCAAUAUAUGCAGUCAAUGCAUGGUUUGCCUUACGAUUUCCAGAUGCUGCCAUUUACCUGGACACUCUCAGAGAAUGCUAUGAAGCUUAUGUCAUUUACAACUUCAUGGCCUACCUGUUAAAUUACUUAUGGAUAGAAAACCCUAACCUUGAAAUAGCACUCAGAAACAAAGAACCUGUCAAACAUAUCUGUCCAUUCUGUUGUUUUCCUUCCUGGCAAAUGAAAUACUCAUUCAUCAACAGAUGUAAACAUGGGGCAUUACAGUAUACCAUUGUUAGACCAGUGACAACAGUUAUAGCUUUAAUUUGUCAGCUAAAUGAUGUGUAUAAUGAAGGAGACUUUGAUUUUAAAUCAGCCUGGUCCUAUUUAGUGAUUAUCAACAACAUCUCACAAAUUUGGGCUAUGUACUGCCUGGUGUUGUUUUAUAAAGCAAUGAAGGAAGAGUUAGCUCCCAUUAACCCACUGCCAAAGUUCCUCUGUGUUAAAUUUGUUGUCUUCUUCUCAUUCUGGCAGUCAGUGGCCAUUGCUAUAAUGGUCAAAGUGGGCUGGAUUCCUGAAGAUGGUACUUGGGUCUUCUACCAUUCCAUCCAAGAUGUUGCCACGGGAUUACAGGACUUCUUGAUCUGCAUUGAGAUGUUCUUGGCGGCCAUUGCUCAUUAUUAUUCAUUUUCCCACAAACCUUUCAUCAGCAGUGAAAAUGAGAAUGUCAGCUGUUUUUCCUCAUUCUUGUCCAUGUGGGAUGUGUCAGACAUGAAAGAUGAUGUCAUAGAGCAUGUCAAGGUCAUCAGCAAAACAAUGAAAAAAACUAUCAGCAAGUCAAAGAUGAAAUCUGACAAUGAACGGACCCCUCUCCUUGCAGGGGAUAAUACCCCUUCCUCUUCCCACAGGGAUCUACUGGGCUCCCAGAGCAGUGCAGACUGGGAUGCGACAUCCCUGGAGAACAGUGAACGGCCCUUCCCACAGGUCACCCAGGCCACACCCAGCAUGAGUAACUACGUGGUCCUCGAGGACGAGGAAAGUGACCAGGAAGUGGACAGGACAGACCAACAGACAGGGGAUAACAGGACAGACACACAGACAGGGGACAACACAACAGACACACAGACAGGGGACAACACAACAGACACACAGAACAGUGGUCAGGGCACAGGUCAAGUCACUGUAAAGACCAAUCAAACUGAUAUAACAUUGACCAAUGAAAAUAUUCAUACUGGAGCGACCAAUCAGAGCGAUCUAUCUGAACAGAAGACUUUAGCAGAUGUGCAUAGACAAGAUCAAGAUGAUACUGCAUCAUAGCAUUCAGUGCAUCAUAGCAUUCCAUCAUUAGAUAGCCUUUACAUGCCGUAAUGUAAGUUUGUUAAUCAGUGUAUCAUCUUAUUGUUGCUUCAUCAGUUACAAAUAACACUUUAUACCAAUUACAAAUUAUUAUACAAGUUACAAAUUACUGUGAUACCAAAUUGCCACACCUUGGACCAAACACAACCUCAUAUGUAAUAUGGUGUUUGUGCUGUCCAUGACCAUUUUACUUGUUUAUAAUAAACUUAAUAAGAAAUAUGUGCUUGAUUGCAAAUACACUGUAGGUUUUUAGUGGUUCAAGCACACAAAAUCAAUUUGUUGUAGUCGAUCCACAGUUUGGCCAUAGCCUACAGAAGUCCCAUCUAUUUUGUACAUGAUAUUUUUAAGAUCUGCUGAAUACAUUUUAGAUGUUUAUUUAUAACUUGGAAGAAGUCCCUCAGAGGCCUUAGAAGUUAAAAUUAUGAUAGACUUAAAUAUACUCUUUGCUUUACUGCAGUAUUGGGUGCUGCAACUUUAAGCAUAUUUAUUCUUUGUUUAU